CAGGGUGCUUAAGUUGUAUCCUAAAGGCGACAACAGUACAUGUUCCACAUGGUUGUCCCUCUUUCUCCAUUUAGCCGAUAGUGAAACUAAAACAAUGACGACAGGUGAGGAGAUUUACACGCAGUGCGAUAUGCGAAUUCUCGACCCGUUUGGAUCCCACCACGUGACAUUGAAGCGUAAGUCAGAACGUUGUUUUAGUUACCAGUUAAUGAGACUAUAUGCUAUGUGAUAUAUAUUCAUUAGAGAUUACAUUUUUGUAUAUUGCAGUUAACCAGUGGCACAAGAACACCUCAGGUUGGGGAUGGUCUGAAUUUGUGUCUUUAGCUAAACUUGAAGAGGCUUACUUGGACAAACAAGGCUCUCUGAAAGUGGAGAUCGAAUUUGAAGUUGUUUCUAACAUCACAUACUCUCCAUGAAGAUCUAAACACACACACACCAUUUAGCUCAUUCAUUAAAUCAGUAAUUCAACUUAUUUUAUGUUUUGUUUAUUGGGAUUCUUAUCUUUGAUUAUUCGGAAGAAAUAUUUGACUGUUGCUAUUUAGCUUUUGGCUUUUUAUUUUAUUUUUUAAUAUCAUCAAAAAGACAUCUUGUUUUAUUGAGUGAAUUCGGUUGCAUUACUUUGUUCAUGUUUCGGUUUACUAUGGUCAUUGAUUUUUUAUUAUGGUUUGUUCAAAAUCAGAACCGGUUCAAUCAACGACAGCUGAACAAAUUAAAACAAAAAAAAAUCACAAUUUAUAUACACUUAUAUAUAUUUCUCUCUCCCCUUGCUUCACUAUUUUCUCACUUCCUUAAAGCUCCAAAAAUCUCCAAAACAAUGGCGGUUCCGGUUGUUGAUCUCCCGAACAACUCUGAUUCAUCAUCCGAUGAAGACUUCAGCGACUCCGAAGUAUCUUAUGACGAAUCCAUGGAAGACGAACCGUCGGAGUCGGAAAUCACCACUGCAAAAGAAACAGAGACGAAACGUAGCGAAGAGGAGGAGGAGGAGGAGGAGUUUUGGAUCCGUUAUCCUUAUUUGAAGAGUUUUCUGAGCACAAGCGUAGCUCAAGGUUUGAUUCCAGAGUACUAUGUUUAUGAGAGAGCCAAGCUUAUCGGAGAAGAGAAGGCCAAGGAGCUGAAUGAAAGAGGCGAGGCUUUGUUUCUCAAGGAACUCGAAGCGUGCAAGGACAAGUGUGAGCUCGUUGCGUCUGCCAUCCUCGCUAUGAAGUCCGUUAAAUGAUUUUCUUGGAAACUUUUGUUUAUGAUGAUAGUAGCGUCUUGGAUUGCUUUUGUUCUAUGAUGAAAUCGUUUUCGUUUUGUGUUCAAACUCCAUUAAUGUAGCUUUCUAGUA
Brassica rapa (field mustard) is the source of this 1327-nucleotide messenger RNA. RefSeq lists its product as uncharacterized. The record is from RefSeq and is a predicted model, not a curated record. Lineage: Eukaryota; Viridiplantae; Streptophyta; Magnoliopsida; Brassicales; Brassicaceae.